Molecule: messenger RNA, 420 nt
Organism: Striga asiatica
Lineage: Eukaryota; Viridiplantae; Streptophyta; Magnoliopsida; Lamiales; Orobanchaceae
Source: the annotation of a GenBank genome assembly
AUGCCUGUUUCUAGGACCUGCCAUUACCUGUUGCAGGCCCGCAGAGCAUUCAAAUCCAAAUCCUCAACUGCAAGUGAAGGGUUUGAACAAAAUCAGUUCUCAGCAGACUGGCACGGCAAUCGCUGCAUUAAGAAGAGGAGAAAUGGUGAAAAUAGUGGUUUACUGAGAGGGGUCGAUUGGGCACGGGACCCAGCGAGCGUCGAGCCUCUGGGUGUGGUUUCCGCAGAAUCUGAACCAUUGGAAUUAAAGGAUGGUGGAAGGGAGGAAGAAAAAGAAGGUGUAAGAGAAAGCGAUUACGAGGAAUUGUGCAGAGUGGUGUUUGCACAGAAUCUCUUCUUCUUGGGGAGCCAAAAUUUGCAGUGGCUUGCCAUCUUCUUCCCCUGCACCGUCCUAACCUUACUCCGCCAUCUCCUGAUUUGA